Strongylus vulgaris is the source of this 102-nucleotide messenger RNA. NCBI's taxonomy places the organism in Eukaryota, Metazoa, Nematoda, Chromadorea, Rhabditida, Strongylidae. The record is from the annotation of a GenBank genome assembly.
AUGGCACGUAUGAGUGCUGCAAUACGUGCAGCUGUUUCCUUUGAUUUAUCUGUUCCAGCACAUCUCAUUGCCUUAAUUUAUGGUAGUGCUUUAUUGGAAUAA